Messenger RNA from Jatropha curcas, 2844 nucleotides. Its product is annotated as CO(2)-response secreted protease. The record is from RefSeq and is a predicted model, not a curated record. Gene Ontology annotation, biological process: proteolysis. NCBI's taxonomy places the organism in Eukaryota, Viridiplantae, Streptophyta, Magnoliopsida, Malpighiales, Euphorbiaceae. Gene Ontology annotation, molecular function: serine-type endopeptidase activity.
UAGAAAGAUUAUACUAAUACCGAAUAGUAACACUGUCUAUUGCAAUUAAAUCCAUAGAAAAGCCAGAAAAUAAAGAACAACCAAAGAUGCUUUUACAUAUGGCAAGUAGUUAUAGCAGUACAAGUUUCCUCUAGUGAAAAAGCUCUCACCCUCUCUCUCAUUUUAGCCUACAAAUAAUGGUUGGUUGCAUUGCCCACCCUUUCAGUUCUCCGUCUUCUUUCUUCUCAUUCAUUUCUCUUUUCAGAACCUUAUCACCUCAUCUUUCAUGGCCUCUCCUCUUCUGCAACUUCUCUUUUUCCUUUCUUUACUUUACCUUCUUAUCAGUUCCAGUGCUUCAUCAUCAAAUCAAAUUCCACAGAAAUAUGUUGUUUACAUGGGAAGUUCAAUAUCGAAUGGAAAUGAAGGUGAUGCAAAAUUUGCAGAGUCAGCUCAUUUGCAGUUAUUAACUUCCAUUAUACCAAGUCAGGAGAGUGAGAGAAUAUCUUUAAUCCAUCAUUACAAUCAUGCUUUCAAUGGGUUCUCUGCCAUGCUUACAGAAAGUGAAGCUUCUGAACUGUCUGAAAAUGAGGAAGUGAUAUCAGUAUUUAAAGAUCCAAUUCUUAAACUCCAUACAACACGUUCUUGGGAUUUCUUGGAGGCAAAAUCAGGCAUGCAAAUCAGCCAUCAGUAUUCCCAUUUAUCAAGUGAUGUAAUUAUUGGGAUGAUAGACACAGGAAUAUGGCCCGAGUCUCCAAGUUUCGAUGACAAGGGAAUUGGAGAAAUCCCUUCAAGAUGGAAAGGAAUUUGCAUGGAAGGACAUGAUUUCAAGAAAUCUAAUUGUAAUAGGAAGCUGAUAGGAGCAAGAUACUAUGACACAUAUCAAAGGACAUACAAGAAUAAUAAGACCCAUGUACCCAAGCCGAGUGGGUCACCGAGGGACUAUAUUGGUCAUGGCACCCACACCACAUCUAUAGCAGGUGGUUCAGAAGUUGCUAAUGUUAGUUACUAUGGUCUAGCCGCAGGCACAGCCAGGGGUGGCUCUCCUUCAACUAGGUUAGCCAUCUACAAAGCCUGCAGUUUAGAUGGUUGCUCUGGCUCCAUAAUCUUGAAGGCAAUGGAGGAUGCUAUUAAAGAUGGAGUUGAUAUCAUUUCAAUUUCUAUUGGGAUGAGCUCAAUUUUUCAAUCUGAUUACCUUAAUGACCCUAUUGCAAUUGGUGCAUUUCAUGCACAACAAAUGGGUGUUAUGGUAAUUUGCUCUGCUGGAAAUGAUGGACCUGACCCUUUCACUAUUGUUAACUCAGCUCCUUGGAUUUUUACUGUUGCUGCUUCUAAUAUUGAUAGAGAUUUUCAGUCUACUGUUCUUCUUGGAAAUGGAAAGACUUUUCAAGGAUCUGCCAUUAAUUUCUCAAAUCUCACUCGCUCAAGGACUUAUCCUCUUGCAUUUGGAGAGGAAGCUGCCGCUAAGUUUACACCUGUAUCAGAAGCAAGUAAUUGUGAUCCAGGAUCACUAGAUAGAGAGAAAGUUGCUGGCAAGAUUCUGGUUUGCACAGAUAGUGAAUUUAGUGUUCCAAGGCAAAUAAAGAAAUUAGUUGUAGAAGAUGCUGGAGCCAAAGGGAUGCUUUUGAUCCAUGAAGAUGAGAAAGGUGUACCCUUUGAUUCUGGUGUUUUUCCAUUUUCAGAACUUGGCAGUUUUGCAGCCUCUCAGCUUCUUAAAUACAUCAAUUCCACCAAAAAUCCGACUGCAACAAUCCUCCCAGCAGUUGAUGUUCCUAGGUAUAAACCAGCACCAGUUGUUGCAUAUUUCUCUUCCAGGGGACCUGGACAGCUUACGGAAAACAUUCUUAAGCCAGAUAUAAUGGCUCCCGGAGUUGCCAUUUUAGCUGCCAUGAUUCCUAAGAAUGAGUCAGGAAGUGUUCCUAUUGGGAAAAAGCCAUCAGGAUAUGCAAUAAGAUCUGGAACUUCAAUGGCUUGCCCUCAUGUAACUGGUGCUGCUGCGUUUAUUAAAUCCGUGCACCGCGGAUGGACUCCUUCCAUGAUCAAAUCUGCACUUAUGACAACAGCUACCAUUUAUAACAACAUGGGGAAACCCAUAACAAACAGCUCACAUUCAUAUUCAAAUCCACAUGAGAUGGGAGUUGGAGAAAUAAAUCCACUCAAAGCUCUUCAUCCUGGACUAAUUUUUGAAACGACAAUGGAGGACUACCUUCAAUUUCUUUGUUAUUAUGGCUACUCAGAAAAGAACAUAAGAUUAAUGGCGAACACAAAAUUCAAUUGUCCAAGAAUUAGUUUUGACAAACUCAUUUCCAACAUUAAUUACCCAUCAAUCUCCAUUAGCAAGCUUGAUAGACACCAAGCUGCACAAAUUACCAUCAAAAGAAGUGUAAUUAAUGUUGGAACUCCAAAUGCCACAUACAUAGCUAAAGUGGAAGCUCCUCAAGGAUUAUUGGUUAAGGUUUUACCAAAGAAGCUUGUUUUCAAAGAAGGGUUAUCAAGAUUGUCUUUCAAGGUCUCCUUUGAUGGGCAGAUGGCUUCUAAUGGCUACAAUUUCGGAUCUGUUACUUGGCUUGAUGGUAGACAUUCUGUGCGUAUAGUUUUUACUGUAAAUGUUGAAUAAUAUGAGAAAAAGAAAUGACAAUUGAAGAAAUAUACAAAUUGGAGCGAGAGAGAGGGAGGGAGAGAGAGAAUUUCUUUUUCUUUUUCUUUUUCUUCUUUUUUUUCCCCCUUCUUUUCUUGAACUUCAUUGUUAAAGUAAUGAAGCAUCCAAGAAGUGAGAUUGCUUUUUCUGAAGGUAAAGAUAGAAUGAUUGGUGUUAUUAUAAUCUUUCUUUCACUGACAGGAAUAGAACAAUAUUUUGCUGUUUAUUUA